Messenger RNA from Cryptomeria japonica (Japanese cedar), 1023 nucleotides. Its product is annotated as gibberellin 20-oxidase-like protein. The record is from RefSeq and is a predicted model, not a curated record. The transcript has 4 exons. Lineage: Eukaryota; Viridiplantae; Streptophyta; Pinopsida; Cupressales; Cupressaceae. The coding region runs from base 1 to 1023 and encodes 340 amino acids. Gene Ontology annotation, molecular function: dioxygenase activity.
AUGAAAGUGCACAUUAACAUUUUAUCUGAUGGACUCGACAAUGGCCAAUCUGACAAUUUCAAUAUAGUUUCAGAUGGGCUUGACAAUGUGGCCAAAGAUUUGGGUUUAGAUUUAUUAUCAGAUGGAAUGGAGCAUUAUAUUGCUACUUCUGCUAGUGAUGAUUUGAUGGAGGAGGGGGCAAUAAAGGAGUUCAACCUGGAGGGAGGAGAAGGAUUAAAUGAGCUUCAGAAUCAUCCCAUGCUAGCCACAGUUAGAGAUGCCUGUAAAGAAUGGGGAUUCUUCUCUAUAGUGAAUCAUGGAGUUUCAAUAGAUCUGCUCCAACAAGUGGAUUCUCUAGCACGAGACCUAUGUUCAAUGCCUGCAAAAGUUAAAGAAAUGGCCACCACCUCUAAUCCCGCCGAAAGCUACUCUAAUAGAGAGUUGACUGAAAGCUUCUGUUUCAUGAAUAUGCCUCACUCCAAUUCGUUGGAGGAAAUGUGUUACAAGAUCUGGCCCGAUGAAGGAAACCCUAAGUUCAGUGAGACAUUUCGAACGUAUGCCUUUUGCAUGGCUGAUCUUGCACGGAAGAUCACUAUUAUCAUUCUUUCCAGCCUAGGGUUGGACGUCAAAACAUUCUACCAUUGUGAUUUCAAGGAUUGCACAGCCACCAUGCGUAUUAACCAUUACUCCUGUCAUGGAAAGUCAAUGGAAGAUGAGAUCCUAACGUCUCACACAGAUAUUGGGUGCUUUACAAUCCUUAACCAAGACAACCAAGGAGGGCUCCAGGCAUGGACUAAUGGGAGAUACAGAAGUGCCGAACAUCGAGUAGUUUACAAAGGGUGGAGAAAUCGCAUAUCAGUGCCGUACUUUGUUUACUUUCCGGAUAUUAAGCAAGUUUAUGCUCCAGCAGAACUUGUAGACGAUGACCAACCACGACAUUACAAGCCUUUUACUGUAUCAGAAUUCAAACACGGCUUUUAUAAAAAUUUUAGCUCCAAAGAAGUAAAACCGUCUGAAUUCCUUGAUAUAUACGCAGGCAUAUAA